CUUCCGGCGCCUGCAGUUCGCAGAUCGGCGGCGGCUCGGAGCGGCUGCACCGGCGCAGGCGGCAGGGCAGUCGCGCGGCGGCGCAACCAUGGUGAAAAUCAGCUUUCAGCCCGCCGUGGCCGGCGUCAAGGCCGACAAAGCGUCGGCGUCCGCCCCGGCCCCGGCCCCGGCGCCCGCCCCGGCCGCGGAGAUCCUGCUGACGCCAGCCAGGGAGGAGCGGCCCCCCUACAAUCGCUCCAAGAAGGGGGGCUCAGUGGGCAGCGUGUGCUACCUCUCAAUGGGCAUGGUCGUGCUGCUCAUGGGCCUCGUCUUCGCCUCCGUCUACAUCUACAGAUACUUCUUCCUGGCUCAGCUGGCCCGAGAUAACUUCUUCCACUGCGGCGUGCUCUACGAGGACUCCCUAUCACAGGUCCGGACUCGAAUGGAGCUGGAGGAGGACGUGAAGAUCUACCUCGAGGAGAACUACGAGCGCAUCAAUGUCCCCGUGCCCCAGUUCGGUGGCGGGGACCCUGCAGACAUCAUCCAUGACUUCCAGCGGGGUCUCACCGCCUACCAUGACAUCUCCCUGGACAAGUGCUACGUCAUCGAGCUCAACACCACCAUCGUGCUGCCCCCCCGCAACUUCUGGGAACUGCUCAUGAAUAUGAAGAGAGGGACCUACCUCCCGCAGACAUACAUCAUGCAGGAGGAGAUGGUGGUGACCGAGCAUGUCAGCGACAAGGAGGCCCUGGGCGCCUUCAUCUACCACUUGUGCAACGGGAAGGACACCUACCGGCUGCGGCGCCGGGCCACACGGAGGCGAAUCAACAAGCGUGGGACCCAGCAGUGCAACGCCAUCCGCCACUUUGAGAAUACCUUCGUGGUGGAGACACUCAUCUGCCAGGAGGCGUGAGCCCCGCCGCCCCCCUCCUUGCUGUCCUCCGGCCUCUCUGGCCCCCACCCUCGCUUAGCGUGUACUGUGGACGCCUUCCCGUAGCUGUGACCUGUCCCCCUCCUUCCCGGUGCCUCCUGCUUCCCUGUACCAGGCAUCUGCUGACUCCCAGACUGUGAAAGAGGGGAGGGGACGCCCCAAGGUGGUUUCUGUGUCCCAGUGUCUUUAGGUUGGACCCCAUCGUCCAGGCCAAGGUGCAGGAUUAGGAGGCAGGGUGGGUGGAGAGGUGGGAGAUCCACAGGCAUUUGCCCUGGGUGGAAGGUGGAGGAUGUGCCUAGGGUUGGACCCGCCAGAGCAGGAGGGACAGUGGCAGUCCUGGGGUCCCCGGGCCCCUGUCAGUGCCUUCAGCCCCCUGGCAAGAGCCAGGGUCGGGUGGGAUGAAUCAGUUAUUGAGCACAAUGUUCUCAGAGUGGAACCAAAGAAUUGAGGAGCCCGGGCCGUCCCGGACCCCUGCGAGCACAACCAGGGCUGCAGCAGGGCCAUUGGUCCCUGCGCUCUGGGGAGCGGGUGGGCAUUGUGUUGCUUUCUGCAGCCCGGGGCUCUGUGACCGAUGAGGGGAGGGAGGCCACCUGGUACCUGCCCCUGCCCUUCCCACAGGGACCUUGACGGUUUCCUUCUCACUCUUGCAUGUUUUUAUGGAUGUUCCAGACGCUAACUGUCCUCAGCCCCAAGCCUGGUGGGGCUUCGGUGCCCCGGGUCCGGCUUGGGUGCUACCCGGAGAGGCAGCUCUUAAACGCUUUGUAUAUUUUCUCUAUUAGAUCUCUUUUCAGAAGUGUCUGUAGAUAAUAAAAAUCUUUUACUUCUGA
Molecule: messenger RNA, 1737 nt
Organism: Cavia porcellus (domestic guinea pig)
Lineage: Eukaryota; Metazoa; Chordata; Mammalia; Rodentia; Caviidae
Gene: Itm2c
Product: integral membrane protein 2C
Exons: 6
Coding region: 89-892 (267 amino acids)
Biological process (GO): negative regulation of amyloid precursor protein biosynthetic process
Cellular component (GO): plasma membrane; Golgi apparatus; extracellular exosome
Molecular function (GO): amyloid-beta binding
Source: RefSeq, a predicted model, not a curated record